Molecule: messenger RNA, 2081 nt
Organism: Entelurus aequoreus (snake pipefish)
Lineage: Eukaryota; Metazoa; Chordata; Actinopteri; Syngnathiformes; Syngnathidae
Product: synaptotagmin-16-like
Exons: 3
Coding region: 714-1835 (373 amino acids)
Source: RefSeq, a predicted model, not a curated record
CGCCACGUCAUUCAACAUGGCACUGAUAGUUUUAUGUUCGCUGUUCAGCUAAUUCUGUAUGUACAGUUAAGAUUGCAUUAUAAGACGCAUUUUAAUACUUGGUGCUAUCUUAGAAGUAGGCUAACUUGGUAGAGUGGCCGUGCCAGCGACUUGAGGGUUCCAGGUUCGAUUCCCGCUUCUGCCAUCCUAGUCACUGCCGUUGUGUCCUUGGGCAAGACACUUUACCCACCUGCUCCCAGUGCCACCCACACUGCUUUAAAUGGGGUUCACUAUGUAAAAGCGCUUUGAGUCACUAGAGAAAAGCGCUAUAUAAAUAUAAUUCACUUCACUUCACUAUGUCAUUGUGUUAAUGUUAGCAUACUAACAUUUUAUGCGAGCUUUUUAGCUAAUUUUGUAUGUUUAUACCUCAAAAAGAAUGGGUUUGGAUACUUGGCGCUAUCUCAGAAGUACGUCAGCUUUGAUAGUCCAUCACAUGGUUAAAGAAAAGGAAACAGCAUCGAAUUAAAAAAAGAACCUAACCCCCUGCUUAUCGCCGUAAACAUGAUUACUACAAAAUAGAUGAAAAUAUCCUCACGCCCUCAGACGUCUUCCCGCCCGCCGUCAGGGAGGUUCCCGGCGAACAGAACCUUCCGUACUCGCCGGAACCCUCCGCGCCAGAGGAACCCUCCGCGGUCGAGACUUUGGCCGCCAUCCUGGAGAGUCCGGCGCGCGGGAUGAACCGGCAGAAUGUGCACGGCGCCGAGGACGCGGAGACUGGCCCGGGAAGGACGGACGCCGCUGACAGCUCCUCCACAUGGAGCCCCGAGCUAGAGCAGCCCGCCCACCACGACGUCAUCCCUCCGCCAUUAAGCUCCUCCCCUCGCUCGUCCUUCUCAAAAUGUUGCGACCUGCUGGUGUCGCUGGAAUACCGGCCGGCGGCGGAGAAGCUGCUGGCCACCGUGGUGGCGGCCCGCGACAUCCCGGACAAGGGUCGCAGCGGGAUGGACUCGUGGCAGGUCCACAUGGUCCUGCUGCCCUCCAAGAAGCAGCGCCGCAAGACCUCGGUGAGGCGGGGCUCGCCGCUCCGCUUCGACCAGACCUUCAGCUUCCUGCGCGUGGAGCCCUCGGACCUGCUCGCGUCGGCCCUCCGGUUCCGCAUGUACGCCAUGGAGGGCAGGAUGUCCCGGGAGCGCAUGAUGGGGGAGAAGGUGCUGCGCCUGGCGGGGCUCAACCCGGCCGGCGGCACCUUGGAGACCAUGCUGGUCCUGGAGCCUCGCAGUAACAUCAAGAGCGUGGGCUCGCAGCUGAGCCUGGCGGGCGUGUCCCACAGCGACAGCGCCUCGUCCACGCAGUCGCUGACACACGGCGGCGUCCCCGAGCUGCUGGUGGGCCUGGCCUACAACGCCACCACGGGCCGCAUGUCGGUGGAGCUGAUCAAGGGAAGCCACUUCCGGAACCUGGCCGCCAACAGACCGCCAGGUCGGAGCCUCGCCCGCCUCCCCUCCCGGGGAACACCUUUGUCAUUCCUCCUCCGUCUUUCAGACACGCUGGCUUGCCUGACGCUGCUCAACUCGGUGGGCCGGGAGAUCUCGCGCUGCAAGACGUCGGUGCGCCGCGGCCAGCCCAACCCCGUCUACAAGGAGACCUUCGUCUUCCAGGUGGCGCUCUUCCAGCUGUCGGACGUGACGCUGAUGCUGUCCGUGUACAACCGCCGCAGCUUGAAGCGCAAGGAGAUGGUGGGCUGGGUGGCCCUGGGCCAGAACAGCAGCGGCGAGGAGGAGGAGCUCCACUGGCGCGACAUGAGGGACGGCCGAGGGCAGCAGGUGUGUCGCUGGCACGUCCUCUUGGAGGCGUGACGCCCCCUGCUGGCGUGGAUGUACUCUUAGGACACGGCCACUCGUCACUGCUGGGGGCAAAGAGAGUCGAUGACGAUGACGAGUCUUUGGGCACCUGACCUUUUCAACCCCACUCGCCAUUCCACACCAUGUUCCAUUCGAACCAAUUAUUUAUUUGUAAUCAUUAUGGGGAAACUUUUUCAAAACAGCUUACAGGUUAGAAAAGUUUGUUCCGGUUGAGAGGAGAUGGCCUAAAAACCAUCCUUU